This is a messenger RNA of Notodromas monacha, 1361 nucleotides long. The record is from the annotation of a GenBank genome assembly. NCBI's taxonomy places the organism in Eukaryota, Metazoa, Arthropoda, Ostracoda, Podocopida, Cyprididae.
AGGCUUCACCAGUCCAAAGCUGCGAUUAUUUUUAUUUUCUGGAGCUUUAAUUGUGGGGAUGGUGGGGUUUCUGUUUUGUUGAUACAUUCGCCAUGAAUGAAUGUGAGAAAUGAUUUGAAAAAGAAAGAAAAGAUAAAGGAAUGGUUGGUGACGCGGUUCGGAGACCUCUGAAGCAGCAUUUUCGGGCUGUGGUCCGAAUUGUGUUCGCUGUUGCCAUCGGUUCAAUUUGCCUGUUUCCCACGCGACGAAAAUCCCUGGUCCGCUUUGCCAUUCCUUUGGGAAUGACCAUCGCCAUCUUGAUCAUUUUUCGCCAAUUUGGGAGAGGACCAACUGGAGGAAAUGAGCAGCAGCAAAUGCCGCAGCAGACUUUGGCACACCAAGCAUUCCAUGUCAAUGAUGGCGCUCAGGUGCUGCCUGUCAGUGAGAUUCCUGUCCACGAGUUUCGUCCUGAAGCUUACAAGGACUCUCAUGAGCUGGUGUUUCGGCUGAAUGAUGCCCCAACAGCAAGAUAUGAAGCAGAUGUAGGCAAGACCACAUCUGUUCGCAUCCUCAACAACUCUGUGUGGAGGAAUGCUUACAACCCAAAAAAGGACAAAGACAAGGGUUUCCAUUCGAACCCAAUUUACCACAACGUUGUCCUGGCAGUCUGGGAGGCAUGUUUGAAAAGAGGGCCUUUCUCGUCAUGUUUGAACCAAGUUGGAACCCCGCAUGUUCGCAAGGGAAAGAAUGAAACUGAUGAUACUAUUCAGCCGUAUUUCAAGAGACGACAAGAGUUCCCAGAAGAACUGUUUUACUUCAUGAACCCGGACAUGUUGUGGGACAUGUGGGACAUGCUGCAGUCCUUUUCUCCCGUACCCAUUGUCGCAAGAAUCCCAAGCACAGGUUUCCUGGCUGUGCUUGUUUCCCUGUGGCAUUGCAAAAUGGUGGACCUGGUUGGUUUCACACCAACCGUCAGAUUUCGAAGGGGCAAAGGAGGAAACCAUUACUUUGACUCCGUUGCAUCUGGUCAGUGGGGAUCUUUCAAUUCAUAUCAUCCGAAGACAACAGAGAUGUCACUCUUGUACAAGCUCAACUCCUUGCCAGAUGAUGACGUUUUCAUCAAGGGGGUCAUGAGGUUGCUGGGCUUUUCCUCUAUAGAUUGCACCAGUUCGAAAUUCGCAUGACGCGGAAAUUUUUUUUUCCCCAAUUUUUCGAGUAUUACAUUUUUCUCAGUGUCUAUUUCGUCAAAAGUCACUUUUCCCCCACAUAGAAUAUGAAUGAUGACUAUUAUAGUCACUGCUUUGCAUACACUGGUGGCUUGCUUAAUGACCACAAUUUGUUCCUGAUGUGCAGUGGUUGUUAGGUGAAACGGUUGUGAGGCA